AUGAAGUCUCGAGUAUCACCGUCGCCACGGCGUCUUGUCGCCCGUCUGGCCGGCCCGCGCGCUCCAAUCUAUGUCCGACGGCCCUACUCCACACAUCCUCCGAACGCCCGCCUCAACCUGCCCAUCGACUACGCCACCACCCCGCUGCUCGCUCACACCCCCAAAUCGAGUCUAUCAAACCCCGAGCUGCCCCAGCACGUCCGCGACUCGAAGACCACGCGCCAGAACGUAUUCCAGGCCGUCAACUCCGCCCUGCGCCAUGCCCUGACUACCGACGACCGCGUGCUCGUAUUCGGCGAGGACGUAGCCUUUGGCGGUGUCUUCCGAUGCUCUAUGGGGUUAGCCAACGAUUUCGGCUCCGAAAGAGUCUUCAACACUCCACUCAGCGAGCAGGGAAUCGUCGGCUUCGCCAUUGGCGCCGCGCUGGAAGGGAUGAAGCCGGUGGCCGAGAUCCAGUUCGCCGACUACGUCUACCCGGCCUUCGAUCAACUUGUGAACGAGGCGGCCAAGGUAAGAUACAGGGCGGGGACAACGGACAUGCAUGCGGGGGGGCUGGUCGUGCGAAUGCCCAUGGGGGGUGUAGGGCACGGUGCAUUAUAUCACUCUCAGUCACCCGAGUCUCUCUUCACACAUAUCCCUGGACUGCGCGUGGUGGUUCCACGCUCGCCGAUUCAGGCCAAAGGCUUACUUCUAGCAUCUAUCGCGUGCAACGACCCCGUCGUGUUUAUGGAGCCCAAGAUUCUCUACCGGGCAGCUGUGGAACAAGUCCCUAAUGAAGCAUACACCCUACCCUUGUCGAAAGCGGAGGUCCUGAAAGAAGGAAAAGAUGUGACCAUUGUCUCCUAUGGCACCCCUUUGUACAACUGCUCUACCGCCAUCGCUGCCGCUGAGAAGGACUUUGGCGUCAGCAUUGAGCUGAUUGAUUUGAGGACCAUUUAUCCCUGGGACCGGCCGACCAUCUUGAGCAGCGUGAACAAGACUGGAAGGGCCAUCGUCGUGCAUGAGAGUAUGAUAAACUCUGGUGUCGGCGCUGAGGUCGCAGCAACAAUCCAAGAAGGUGCAUUCUUGAGACUGGAAGCACCUGUGCAGCGUGUUGCGGGGUGGAGUACGCAUAUGGGCUUGUUAUACGAGAAGUUUAACGUUCCUGAUGUCGUCCGGAUAUACGAUGCGAUCCGCAAAGUUGUUGAAUACUAG
Molecule: messenger RNA, 1194 nt
Organism: Diplodia corticola
Lineage: Eukaryota; Fungi; Ascomycota; Dothideomycetes; Botryosphaeriales; Botryosphaeriaceae
Product: 2-oxoisovalerate dehydrogenase subunit beta
Exons: 3
Coding region: 1-1194 (397 amino acids)
Biological process (GO): response to nutrient; branched-chain amino acid catabolic process
Molecular function (GO): catalytic activity
Source: RefSeq, a predicted model, not a curated record